Molecule: messenger RNA, 1955 nt
Organism: Paramacrobiotus metropolitanus
Lineage: Eukaryota; Metazoa; Tardigrada; Eutardigrada; Parachela; Macrobiotidae
Exons: 3
Coding region: 141-1943 (600 amino acids)
Molecular function (GO): protein binding
Source: RefSeq, a predicted model, not a curated record
UAUAAGGUUCAAAGCUCUGCAGUGUAAACCAGAGUCUCUGCUGCUGCCAGUUUGCGUUUUGCUGUUUACUUUGGAAGACUUCCUUAAUCAGAUACGUCUACUGUACCAGAGUUGCCAUAUCAGCUACGUUAACAGAAGAAAUGGCCAACCAGCGUUCAAUACUACAUUCGACAAAAGCGCGCUUCGAUCGUUGGAUACGCAAGUCUUGGGAAUCGCUGUCGCUCACUCCACGACGCAGCAAAGACAUUCCCAAAAGCGACGAUUUCGUCGAGGCUGCAACAGCUUCAUACAGCGCUUCCCCAUCCCUUGCCGAUCGGGGUUGUAUCAUCGACGAUAACAAUCGCGGACAAAUCCUUGGGAAAAAUUUGCAACCCGUUGUGUACGAAGUCAUAGAGGGGCAGUUCAUUCUGAGUUAUCUGUGCGACGUAGACUGGGAAAGAAAGCGGGUUCUAUUGGAUUUCGACUGUUACAAUAACCCACCUUUGUGGCUGCCCGCCGCGCAGGUACAGCGCCAUGAAGGAUUAGACCAAUGGGACCUCCGCUACGAAAGAAAUGUGGAAGCCGCUCUGCGGACGGACUUCGACCAACCUUUCGUAUUCCAUCCAGCGCGCGUAAUUUCUCACCAUGACGGCGACACUGACACUCCCAUUUGUGUAGAACUGACGCCUGCGGGCAGUGAUGUACCCAUUCGGAAAUUUGUCCAUCCGCUCCAACUGCGCUUUGUGUGUGAUUACCCGCGCAGCGCAUACGCCAUUGAGUACGAUUCAGUUCUUAGAUGCUGUCGUCAGCUCCACAAACGAACGGUCCCUCUCCAUUUUGGGCCGAAUGCGGGAGGCGUUGAUCUGCAGCGCUUGUUGGAGGCUAUCAACGAAAUUCCGUGGAUAAAUGUGGUACGGAUAUGGCUGGACACCCGGUGCGUGCAUUGUGUCUAUACGAAAAGAGGAAAGGGAAAUUUGAGUGAGACGUAUUUGAAAAUUCUUGUUCAAAAAUCGCGCGUAAUAGCGCCGAAGAAACCUCUGGGUUGCAGUAACACUGAUGCCGUCCAAGACUGCUCCUUGGCAAAGCUGCCGUUUGAACUGUUGAAGGGGAUUGUAUUAUCAAUCGAAGAUAUCCACAGCGUGGUCAGCGCUCACAAAGUUUGCAAAUCAUGGCACGACAUUCUCGAACAAGAUGGCAACCGUCAUGCAGUUGUCGCGAUCGACCUGACCAAUCUGCUCCCUGAUUCUUCAAGCGGCCAGGAGCGAAACUAUAACCUAAAGCAUCUUGUAAACAUCCUCGACACUACCUUGACUACAGCGACUGCGGGGCUGCUGCUGAUGAACGGCGAUCUAAGUAUAGAGUUUGGCAAGUACAUCCUUGGGUUUCUGUCGAUCAAAGUUCCGUGUUUGCCGAGAAUCUAUCUGAGGAAUGUACUGUGCUAUUACCCCGUGGCACAAAACUACGAGCAGCAGCGGCUGGAGUGGGCAAAUCUCCGCCACCUCAUGCAAGCUUGCCGAGAACUACAUCUGCAAAGCGUCAUCGUUCCGAACUUCUUCGGCUCGAUCGCCGGGUCGUGGAUCGUGUCGACCAAAUCCCAGCUGGAUGUCGAUGUUGUCGUAGAAAAAGUCGUGCUGUACUCGACGCUUAGUGAAGCCGAUCGGAUGGAACACUUUCUGAAGGCUUUGGACGCUAGUUGCCCCGCGUUCUUAGCUUGUGAUUGGGAAAACAUUGACGAUGCGUAUCGUACGACGCUUUCGCGAGCCGAACAUCCACCCCGAAAGCAGUUCCUCAUGAUCCAGUUGUUGAAUCAAGCGAUAACCGGACAAAUAGAACCACCGUUGUCUAGACUCGCGGCUCAUGCCUUCCGCUGCUCUUAUCCCAUGGAGACGUCGUCCAGCUCUGUCCUUGACUACUCUUACCGUCCAACGGCACGUAACCCUAUCCACACGGAAGUAGUGAUAUGAAAUUAGAAUCAG